Molecule: messenger RNA, 561 nt
Organism: Soboliphyme baturini
Lineage: Eukaryota; Metazoa; Nematoda; Enoplea; Dioctophymatida; Soboliphymatidae
Source: the annotation of a GenBank genome assembly
AUGGGUGAAACUGAAGCAGACUACGGCUUGCAUGUCUGGCCUUGCGCCGAGGUUUUGUCCAGCUUUAUUUUGUCGAACGAAGACUUGUUUCGAGGCAAGCGUAUAAUAGAGAUCGGUUGUGGCGCCGCGGUUCCGUCCAUCGUCGCCCUCAAAUCAGGCGCCGUGCAUGUCGACCUGUCUGAUCGGGCCACCGACGAUCGCCUGAAAAAUUUAGCAAUGCUGAAUUGUACGUUGAAUGGCGUAGCGGAGUCGGUGGAUUUCGUGCCAAUGACUUGGAGUCGGUUCGAGAAAACGCUGCUCGACCUGCCGCCGUACGACGUCGUUUUGGCGUCUGAUUGCUUCUAUGAUCCUUCCGUAUUCGAAGAUGUGCUCGUGACGAUGGCUUUUCUUUUGGAUCGCAGUCCGCGGUGUUCGAUUUACUUUUCAUACCAGGAGCGGAGCUGUGACUGGACGAUUGAAUGGAUGUUGGAAAAAUGGCACCUGCAGUGCGAGCGGAUGACCACUUGUUUGUACCCUGCCUCUGUACACAUUGGCCGCAUUACCAGAAAACGAACACGAUAA